Phasianus colchicus (ring-necked pheasant) is the source of this 3351-nucleotide messenger RNA. RefSeq names its product transmembrane protein 222 (gene TMEM222). The record is from RefSeq and is a predicted model, not a curated record. Lineage: Eukaryota; Metazoa; Chordata; Aves; Galliformes; Phasianidae.
CACCACGACGGCCCGGCCGGGGGGGGGCGGGCCCAGGUGAUGGCGGAAGCGGAGGCCAAGAUGAAGCAGUUCAAUGGCGGCGGCGGGGCCGGGCUGGACGCGGAGCGCGGCCGCUUCCCGUACUGCGUGGUGUGGACGCCCAUCCCCGUGCUGACGUGGCUCUUCCCCAUCAUUGGCCAUAUGGGUAUCUGCACGUCGACAGGAGUCAUUCGGGACUUCGCAGGGCCGUAUUUUGUCUCAGAAGACAACAUGGCGUUUGGGAAGCCAGUGAAGUACUGGAAGCUGGAUCCUGGCAAAGUGUACUCCAGCAGCCCCAACGCAUGGGACACAGCUGUGCACGACGCCUCGGAGGAGUACAAACACCGAAUGCACAACCUUUGCUGUGAUAACUGCCAUUCUCACGUGGCUCUGGCCUUAAACUUGAUGAGAUACGACAACAGCACCUCCUGGAACAUGGUCAAACUCUGCUUCUUCUCACUCCUCUAUGGGAAGUACGUAAGCAUAGGGGGAUUUGUGAAGACCUGGCUUCCCUUUGUCCUCUUCUUGGGGGCGAUCCUGACGGUCGUUCUGACGCUUCACCUGCGGUGAUAACAGCUGUGAGCUCCUCACCCCGUGGGCACACGAAGGAGGGAACUGUGACUGCUUGACUCAGUGAGACAGGCACAGCAUUCCGGGAGGCAUACUCUGGGAAGGCUGCAAUUCCACUCCACUGUAACAGCUCAUCCUUGUUUCCUGGAACUGCCUUCUUACCCUUCUGUUUCUGUUCUGUCGCUGCUGUGUCUCAGUGCCGGGCUCCCGAAGCCUCCUGACUUCUCCCUGAAUUUGUUCCCUCUGCAAUUUGGCAGUUGGGAAUAGAGAGGUGUGGGCACCUUUGCUUUCAGCACAGGCAGAGCCUCAAGGCAAACCCCGCCUGCUGGUUCAGGAACACCAGUAGUUACACCUCCUGGGGUUCUCUCCCAUCACCUCUUCCUUCCUCCUGCCACACUUCAUCAGAUGUUCCUUAGAUUUCCAGCUCCCAAGGAGGGGUUGUGUCCUUCUUGCACGACUCUCUUGUAGCACACGUUUUGGAGUGGAGGUUUGGGGCUCCUCCUGGGGUUGUACAUUGCCAAGCACAUGCUGACAGUCCCCAGCAGUGACAGCAAGGUGUUGGUGGCUCAGCACUCCUCUGAGGAGAAACACAGAGAAUCGCUCUGUGGCAGAGCAGAUCCAUCUGGUCCUGCUGGUGAGCCCAGAAAAGCAGGAAAGUGGAUGGACUGGCUUGGGCACAGCUCAUAGCAGUCUGCACGCUUUCAGCAGCACGUUGCAGAGCUGGGAGUCUGCUGCCAAAUCCCUUUUAGCUUCUGCCAGAGAAAAUACAGCUUCCCUGCUUCUCCCGGUGCUCUGAGUGCCUGAAGUUGUCAUUGCACUUCUCACGAGCUCCUUAACUUUCCUUUGAGCCUCCAUGCUUUGCAUGUCACAGAAUUCCUGCCUGCAGAGGUGGCAGUGGGUGGGUGCUGCUGGGACAGAAGGCUUCGUGUAGGGCUGUGGUAGCAUCCGUGCCUCCAGAGCAGCACCUGAGCUUUGUGGGGCUGAUGGAGGUUUAAGGAGAGACAGAGGGCCUGGAAGGCAGACGUGCUCUUCUGGGGCUUUGCAGCAGCAAGCAAGGCACUGGUUUUCCUCUGUCCAACGUGGAGAACAGGAGGUGUGGUGUAUUUUGCACAGCUCACUUGGGGUAAAAGGGCUUUACAGGACUGGCUUGGGUGUGAGGAAUGCUGUUCUCACAGUGCUGGGAUCUGAUGGCCCUCCUGUGCCCUGGGUCAGGCAGGAUGGGUGCUGGGGAAUAGGAGUGCUGAGCAGGAGGUGGGUUUGGAUGUGGGGUCUCUGAGGUGCUGGGCUGCAGGUGCUGCUUUCUGUGGGGUUGCUUUCUGUAAAAGUGUCACUGGAGGUGAUGUGCCAUUGGCAGAUCCUUUCUGAUGGCUGAGGGAGGGUUAGCUUUUCCACAUGUGUCCUGAUAGGCCAGCUGUGUACUCCACUGCCUGCUGCAUUUCAGUCUCAAGGAGUGCUUGUGGCCAGGAGGGAGCUCUUUUGUCUGCACACCAUCCCUGUGGCUUCCUCUGAUGUGAAAGCCCCUUCCAGGUCCCUGCUGGCUCCCUCUGUGCUUCCCCUCUGCUUCCACCUCUGCACUCCCCAGCUGCACAGGGACUCCCCUUGGGUGUCUAUUUCUGUAUUUCCUCCUCUCCUAUGGUCCUGUUUCAGUGUCUCCUCACACCCCUCCCUUCUCCAUGCCCCCCAGCUGUCUGUAUCACCUCAUGCUGGGGGUGUGCAGACCUCAGUGCCCACCCCCACAUCCCCACACCCGGAGGUGUUGCUGUCUCUGUGCUCUGUCACCUCCUGCCCAGUGCAGAGCAGGCUGCAGGGCCGAGAUCUCCAUCAGAGAGAACCUGACAAGGGAAACGUGGAGCCUUGCUGAGCUGCCCUGCCUGGCUGUGAGCUGAUGUGCCCCAGGUGGAUGGGAGAAAUGAGCCCCAACGUGCCCCAAUUCUGAAUGGAAGUCUGAGACCCUCCAAGGAUGUGCCAGGAGCCGUGGGGCUGAAACCAACCAACCCAUCUUAUCAGUAGCAAUAACCUAGAGACUCAUAGGGCUGUGUCCCCAUGUGUUAGAGAUAAGCUGUAUGAGCAUUGCCAAAGCUGAGGCUUGGAGCUGCUGGGGGAGGCUGGGGUCCCCACUCUGGGAUCCCUGACAAUGUCCAGUGCCAUUCCCAGUGCUUUUGUACCAAAUCUGAGUUUUGAACAGAGACUCUUCCCCUGCAGCAGCAGCAGAGCCCUGCCUUCUGUUGGGCUGAAAUGAAGCAGAGGUCCCACAGAGCUGCCCCAGCCCUCACCGAGCACACAGAGCCAUCUUUGCCAUGGAAGAGAAGGGACAGAACACAGCCUGCAAGCCGGGAUGUGGGCACGGUGCUGGACUCUCACUUUUAUUGCUUUAGCACAUUGCUGGUGUGACAUAAAGCCAUGUGAGUGCAGGCAGACCCACUGCUGUGUCCCCAAGGCUGGGAGAUGACAGAGGGGCGAGCAGACAAGGGCUGUGCAUCCUUCAGCAUCCCCCCUGCCUGCUCCUUCACUGUGCCCCCAGCCCUCAGCCACAAAGGUUGGCUCUGUCCCUUUCCUUACAGUUUUACCCUCCCCUCCUUUCCCCCCACUGCAGAGCUGCGUGGCUUUGCUGCUGCUCUUUGGCGGGGGCCAUCCCUCCAUCUCCCCUUCCUUUGUUCCCUUGAUCUCUGUGGGGCGCUGGAUUACUUUGUAAAUAUUUCAACUCUGCUUCUGUGGUUUCAUAAUCCUGAUGGUAGGGGAAAUAAACUUCUGUGGAUGUCUCCA